GAUGCUGCCACCAUCACAAAGCUUCAGGGAUUGCUGUGGAGUUGCCCAUGAGCAGCUGGGACCGUUUGGAACUGGCGAGGGCAAAGGCAUCUCCAUGGAAACCACGGGGGCAUUGUUGCGUCUGUUAUGUGGGGUAUAUAAGGCCCUGGAGCACCCUAGAGGUGGCAUUUGCCGUGUGAGUCCAUGGCAAGUCCGCAUCCAAGGACACGGAAGAUGCCAGUGGUCAAUGGAUCAAACGCCCUCUCCCAGCCUGCCCAAGGCCAGCCAGGAGUGCAAAGGAGAUGCCAGGUGGCCCACAGGCAGCCUGAGCAAGGGCCGCACAGGAUCACGCUGCCACAGCUGCCCUUCCCAAGAAGGCUUCCGCCCAUCGUGACCCAGCAGGCAGAGGUGGGCAGCCUGGGGCACAGAGAGGUGCUGCCCCGCAGCAGGACAGAGGAGCAGACACGUCUGCCACCACUGGUGGAAAGGGCACCUCGGCCACCAUGUCAGCCAGUGAGAGCAGCCAGCAGCUACAGCAGGCUGCCUCCACUGACACUGGCACCCUCUGCCCCUACAGCCACGUUCAGGGAUGUGGCCAUAGGCAGUACAAGCAAGAGCCAAAAGCAGCUUUGCACAACCGCUGCCCAGAUGCCCUGUGUCCCUGCACAUGGCAGCACUGUUGCACGGCCACAGAGCUGUCAGCCUGCCGCACUCAGGCCCACAGCCUGUGCCACACUGAAGGGCACAGGAAAUGUGAGCACGGUCCUGUGCAGCACCAGUGCUGAGAGCCGGGGGCUCUGCCAGCAGGCAGUGGGAAGUCAGGACCCAGUGUACGGCAGGGCUGCAGUGACAAGGAGAUGCACUGUCAGUGCAGCUAAUGGCAGCAAGGCCACUGCCACUCAGCCUGCUCCUGCUCCUGACACCUGUGCGAGCACUGCUGCUUCCCAGAGCAGGAGGACGUGGCGAGAGGCAGAGCAGCAGCCAGCGAUGCCAGCGGCAGACUUCCAGGGCAGCCUCUAUGGCAAGUCGCUGGGGCUGAACAAGAAGGUGCUUGCAAAGUCUCUGCCACCCCUGCCCAGCAGCAUCGAGACUUUGCAACAGCCCAAGGGGAGCUGCUUGCGCAGAGCUCCUGAGGCAGAGGAGCACCAGGCACCUCUUGUUCACACAGCACCAGCACCAGAACAUCGUGGCUUUAGCUGGCAGGCUGCUGCAGCACAAGCCCAGCACCAGCCACCUGCCCUGCACCGCAUCAGAGCGCGUGGUGCAGAUGUGCAAAAGUCAUACAGCACCAUCUCGAAGGACCAGUUCAGAGAUGUGGCCGAAGAGGAGGCAAAAGUACCAUUCUUCGCUGAGUGUGGCAAGCAGUCUGCAGCAGGAGAGACACAGCGCCAGGCACCUGCCCUGAGCAGCUCAGCAGAAAAUGACACAGACCUGAAUGUCCCAUCCAGGCCCAUCGUGAAGAAGGUCCGUUUCAGAGAGGUUGUUGAGGUGGCAGAGGCAUCUGUCCUGUACAGCCACAAACAAAAGAAGACGGAUCCGACGGCUGCACCCAAGAGCAUCCUGAAGAAGGUCCGUUUCAGAGAUGUUGUUGAGGUGCCAAGGCACCAGCCUCUCCCGGCAUCAGCAGGCAGGCUGCAGCAGGACGAGCACAGGGCUGGGCAGCUGUCCUGCACAGCCACAAACAGAACAACACGGAUCUGA
Molecule: messenger RNA, 1680 nt
Organism: Melopsittacus undulatus (budgerigar)
Lineage: Eukaryota; Metazoa; Chordata; Aves; Psittaciformes; Psittaculidae
Exons: 3
Coding region: 184-1680 (498 amino acids)
Source: RefSeq, a predicted model, not a curated record